UGUACAGUCAGCUGGAGUCAGUGGUAGUAACCAGUUCCUACCAUGUGCUGCGGUGAUACAAGUCGUGCAGGGCUCUUCUGCUUAAAACUUGUUCUAGCAAUAAUAAAUGUCCUCCUAGGGGUGUACAGUUUACUACUGGUUGGUACAUGGGUCUGGUCUGCUAUAUGGCUGGAGCUGUACAUGUCCUUGGGGGAGGAGGUGAGUGUUCUUGUUCCAUCUCUUCUUCUCUCCUUAUCCCUCUCCACCCUUCUUCUCUCUUCUGUUCUCUGCUGCUGUCUACCCAGACAAACUAAACCUAUCCUUCUUUACUCGUAUUCAGUCCUGAUCAGUCUGGUUUAUCUGGUUCAACUUGUAUCUGUUAUUCUUCUCUACGUGUUCAGGAGAAAGUUUAGUGAAUCCCUGGCUGAGGGUAUAUCUACGUCUAUGUCUGCUUAUGGAAAAAUACCAGAUCGAACUCAGGCAGUUGAUCUGUUACAGUCUAGAGUAGGUUGCUGUGGAAGCUAUGAACCCAAGGACUGGACUCAAACCCAUUGGGGUAAAGGACAUCAGGAUAAACUGCCCCACAGCUGCUGCCGCCACACUGACAAAGGGAUCUGUAAACUGGAUUCGGCAGAGGCGGACGUUUUCCCGAGUGGUUGUCAUGAGCUGAUGUGGGGGACAGUAGCAAACAAUCCAGCAAACUUAGUAUCUGGUAUUCUAAUGGUGUCCCUACUACAUCUCUCAUCUAUCUGCCUCUCUAUCUGUCUCGCUCGCCUUGGAACCAGGGACUACACGGCGCUUAAAUAGGGACGGCAGGGGCGGAAAGACAGGAUUGAUGUAGGACGGAGUUCUACUACUGGAGAACUAGAACUAAAACCUUG
Eurytemora carolleeae is the source of this 860-nucleotide messenger RNA. RefSeq names its product tetraspanin-6-like. The transcript has 10 exons. Lineage: Eukaryota; Metazoa; Arthropoda; Copepoda; Calanoida; Temoridae. Gene Ontology annotation, cellular component: membrane. The record is from RefSeq and is a predicted model, not a curated record. The coding region runs from base 43 to 786 and encodes 247 amino acids.